Schizophyllum commune H4-8 is the source of this 1906-nucleotide messenger RNA. Its product is annotated as Dehydroquinate synthase-like protein. Lineage: Eukaryota; Fungi; Basidiomycota; Agaricomycetes; Agaricales; Schizophyllaceae. The coding region runs from base 67 to 1425 and encodes 452 amino acids. The transcript has 5 exons. The record is from RefSeq and is a predicted model, not a curated record. Gene Ontology annotation, molecular function: metal ion binding; oxidoreductase activity, acting on CH-OH group of donors.
UCCGCCCCUCCCCCCUUCUUCUCCCCCUCCCGCUUUUCGCACCCUCCCCAGCCGUUCUCGCCCUCAAUGUUCUCUUCCACAUUGAAGUCUUUGGCCCGCACUGGCUGGGCGGUGCGACCGUCCAUGGCGGGGGGUCUCCGCGCCUCCCCCUCGGCAGUUCGCCGCUUCCCCUCCGUCCGCACCUUCUCCGUCACUGCGCGCGCAGCGAGCAUUGCCAACCGUGGCAUUACCUUCCGCGUCUUCCAGUCCCCCGCCAAGUACGUCCAGGGUCCCUCGGCCAUCCGGGACUCUGCCCAGUACCUUCGCAAGAUGGGCAAGCGUGCAGUCUUGAUCACGGACGACAUUGUCCACCAAAUUGCGGGCGAGGACCUCAUCAACACCCUCUCCGAGUUCGAGAUUAAGCGCGCGGCAUUCACCGGCAUCGCUUCGGUUGAAGAAGUCGAGCGCAUCAAGGAGAUCUGCGUUGACUUCAAGGCAGACUUCGUCAUCGCUCUCGGAGGUGGGAAGACUAUCGACGUCGGAAAGACCGUCACGGAUGACCUGAAGAUCGAAGUUGCCAUCAUGCCCACGACCGCCUCCACCGACGCGCCCUGCUCUGCCAACGCCGUCCUCUACCGCCCAAGCGGUGAUUUCGACCGCUACGCGUUCUGCCAACGAAACCCGUACAUCGUCAUCGUCGACACGUCCAUCAUCGCCCGCGCACCUGCACGCCUCUUGGCUGCCGGUAUGGGUGAUGCUCUCGCGACGAACGUCGAGGCCAAGCGCGCUCGCAACGCGCCCAACUUCGGCGGUGGGAUGCCCGCGCUCGUCGCAGACGCCAUCUGCGAGAAGUGCGAGGAGACGCUGUUCAAGUACGGCAAGCAGGCGUACGAGGCGUGCAAGGUCAACGCGAUGACGCCCGCAUUGGAGGCGAUCGUCGAGGCGAACACGCUUCUCUCAGGUCUUGGCUUCGAGAGCGGUGGGCUGGCUGCCGCGCACGCGAUUCACGAUGGUUUGACGAGCAUCCACCGUCUCCAUCACCUUCUCCACGGCGAGAAGGUCGCGUUCGGCACCAUCUGCCAGCUCGUCCUCGACGGCGCGCCGCAGGAUGAGAUCGACCGGUACCUCGGGUUCUUGCUAUCUGUCGACUUGCCGGUCACGUUUGACAUGAUGGGUAUUCCCGAUGUGACGGCGGAAGAGCUGCACAAGGUUGCUGAGAUUGCCUGCGCUCCGGGCGAGACUAUCUGGAACAUGGAUUCGGUCAUCACCCCGGACGUUGUCUUCCAGGCGAUCCUCGGCGCCGACAUCGUCGGUCGCGAGUACAUCGACCGCACAGGCUUCAAGCAGCUCUCGACUGACUUCGACUACGCAGUCAUCGAAACCCGCCCUCAUGUUUCUCGCUCCGGUACCGUCGACCUCCUCGGCGACCUUAAGGUGCAAGCGUAAGCCUCCGCCAUGGACCCGAUACGAAACCAAAUGUUGUACAUAUAUUCACGACCCGAUCGCGAGUCGCACCGAAAAGGUCGCUCGUUGAGCGCGAGCACUACUGGGCGACUUCCCCCAACAGCACUGGCACUAUCCCUGGCUUCGGUUUUCUCUCAUCAUCGACCCUCAUCAUCAUAUUCACGACGUUCCCAUCCGAUCGCGGCGCGCAUGUCAGCAUGCGCGUCGACGAGCGAGCAGCGCGGUUCCAUCUACCCAACUAACUAUUCUAUCAUAUCUUCCUCCUUGUCAUCUUACGGUACGAACAUAACUAUCCUCAAGGACUACAGCGAUUCCGAUACCCGUGGGCUACAGUACUGUAUCAUGUACCGGUUGUUGGGCGUUUUCGAUGCUUUUUGCUUUUACUAGCUAUCCCCCUGUGUAUGACCUCCUCUUUACAAGUAUUCCGCAAUUGGGUUAAUGUGAUUAGUAUUGGGCCUGCGAA